GCCGUUUCAUCGCUUUCGUCGUGCUAGACGUUGUUGGGUAUAUUGUAAACGUAAUCGACGUCAGUCAAAAUACAACAAACUGGCAUUUUGAUGGCGCAUUCGUUCAAUGGCAACGGUUCGGAUUGGAGCAGCAAGCGAGCGCAUUGUUUUAUUAUCCACUUUAUCACCAUUUAUUGUUAUUGCCACUGUGGUCUUUUAACGCUCGAUUCACUGUUUGAUACUAUUCAGUAAAAACAAAAGUGAUAGUGACAGCGACGAAAACAUCGACAACGACGGUAGCGUUUUAGUGCCAUUGACAGUGUUUUGAUUCGGCGAAUAUUUCGCUAUCGGAGUGCUAUCACAACGCUAUCGUAAGACGACGAAUAUCAAAGCGCUGCGACGUUCAGUGUGCUGCAGUGCAGUUGUGUCAAAUUAGAGUAAUAUAGAAUCGCGGCAGUGACGAAUAGAAGCCUGCACAGCAAACGAAAACGCAAACGACAGCAGUAGUAACAGCAACAGUCGUCUGGUAGUCAGGCGGUGAGUUAGACAGUUGUUCAGUGCUGCGGCAGCGUUCGUAACGAAAUCUCGGUUUGGUGGCAUUGACGCUAAUAAAUUUGAUUAUUAUUAUUAUUGUCGCUAUUACUAUUAUUUUAACGAUUAUUGUGUUGAUUGUGGUUGUUGUUCGUAGUGUUAUGCUGAUGACGUUUCCAUGAGCCGGGUUGGCCGAUUGAUAAAUAAAACUUUAAGAGUACAACGAAAUUAAUUUACUCAAUAGUGUUUGUGUGAAAAACAAUAAAAAAAAUUCUUGGUGAUAGUAAAUGUUUUAUAUAGCAACAAUAAUUAAAUGAAGUGGAAUUAAUAAAAGGCCAGUGUUCAAAAAAUUACCAGAAUAACACAGUUAUUUACGACAUCAAGUACGAAUGCAUAUUAACUGUAUAACUUUGGGUUUAAUUAUUAUAUACAUGUUUAUAUUGCCAAUUUCACAAUAUUUACUUAUGAUAAAAAAAAAUUUGAUUGAAUUCCAAACAGUGUUUAACAUUCUUAAAAAAAUUAACAAAUAAGAUAAGUUAAUUAUACUAAAACAAAUCACAACUCAAAGGGAUUAUGUAAAUUUGUGUCAGAACUAAUUUCGAAAAACCAAAUGAACAAAAUCGGGAAGUUAUUUAAACUUAGGUGAAUCCUAACAUACUAUCUCGCCACGCAUAUAAAAUUUAUAAAAUAAAAUACUAAGCAAAAAGCCCCUCAGCAAAUACCUUGCCGCGGCAAGUAACUCCAACCCAAGCUAGAAUCUAAUCAGGUUUAGCUUUUCUCCUGAGACUGCACUACAACCGCCAAAAUUCUUACCGCUGGCAGUAUGAAUUCCUACUUUGAACAGGCUUCGGCUGGUUUUUACAGCCACCCGCAUCAGACAUCCGGUAUGACAAUGAGUACUGGAGGUCACCAUGAUCAGACAGCAACAGCGGCUGCAGCCGCUUAUCGUGGAUUUCCGCUCUCUUUGGGCAUGUCGCCUUAUGCCAAUCAUCACUUACAACGCACCACACAAGAUUCUCCCUACGACGCAAGUAUCACAGCAGCUUGUAAUAAAAUCUACAGCGAAGGCGCCUACAAACAGGACUGUCUCAAUAUCAAAGCCGACUCAGUGGUCAAUGGUUACAAAGAUAUCUGGAAUACCAGCGCGAAUGGUGUAGGCGGCGGUGGUUCUGGAGGAGGUGGGGGCUCAGGUGGUGGUUCGAACGGGUCAAAUAAUAACGGACAGAACAAUCCUACUGGUGCCAUGCCAGUGCGUCCAUCCGCUUGCACUCCAGACUCCCGUGUUGGUGGGUACUUGGAUACUUCAGGUGGGAGCCCGGUAAGCCAUCGAGGUGGCAGUGGAGGCGGAAGCGGUGGAACUGGUGGUGGAGUCGUCAGUGCCGGUCAAGGUGGCGCUGGCGGUGUUAGCAGCGUAGGUGGUGUUGGUGUUGGCGGAGCAGGUACCGCAUGGAACGCAAAUUGCACAAUUUCUGGAGCGGCAGCGGCUCAGAGUGCUAGUAGCUUACAUCAAGCCACCAACCAUACUUUCUACCCAUGGAUGGCUAUCGCAGGUAAGAUAAGAUCAGAUUUAACACAAUACGGCGGAAUAUCAACAGAUAUGGGUAAGAGAUACUCAGAAUCUCUUGCGGGCUCACUUCUUCCGGAUUGGCUAGGUACAAAUGGCCUCCGAAGACGUGGUCGGCAAACGUAUACCCGCUAUCAGACGCUCGAAUUGGAGAAAGAAUUCCACACCAACCAUUAUCUGACCCGCCGACGAAGAAUCGAAAUGGCGCACGCACUCUGCCUCACCGAACGACAGAUUAAAAUCUGGUUCCAAAAUCGACGAAUGAAGUUAAAAAAGGAAAUUCAAGCCAUUAAAGAACUCAACGAACAAGAGAAACAAGCGCAAGCGCAGAAAGCGGCAGCACAAGCGGCGGCGGCAGCGGCGGCUCAAGCGCAACACAUAAGCGAUCAAAACUAGGAAAAAACAACUACAAAUUUUUCAUAUUACAAAAAUAAUUAUAAUAGCAAUAACCCUGAUGCUAAUAAUACUUUUAACAAUAACUUUACAUCUAAUACAAUAUCAACAACUGCAAAAGGAAGCCUAACAACAACAUCAACACCGUACUCCCAUGCAACAGCGGCAACCAUUUGCAAUAGCACAGUGUCAACAUCAUCGUCAGCAGUGAUGCCGAUGUCGACGUCGUUGCAUUUCUCGACGCCGUCAUUGUCCGCAUCUUCGUCACCCUUAUAUCACGCACACUCCCACACAGCAAAUGCAAAUGAGAAUUUUAUCGAUAGUUUAAGCAAUGCUAACAUUAAGUAUAAUCGAUUGAAUUUUAUUUUAAACCGAAAUAUUUACGAGUAUUCUGCGAUGAGCAGUGGGCAUAAGCUUUACUGAAUUUCUAUACUUUAGUGCGGAGAUGCUAACCUAUCUUUUACAUAUGCAUGUAUGUAUGUAUGUGGAUGGAGACCACUUAAAUUGUUGCCCUCAAGUUAAAUUUAAUUUCUAAUUUUUCAUUGUUAUUUACAAAAAUUUCGAAAUAUACUAUAUUCUAUACAAAGUCGAGGAAAUCCUAUAUUAUAAAUGUUAUAUGCAACUCGACCAACUAAUAUAUUUAUAUUUAAAAAAAAUUGUAUGUGUAUUGU
Messenger RNA from Bactrocera oleae (olive fruit fly), 3138 nucleotides. It is a transcript of the gene Ubx, whose product is annotated as Ultrabithorax. NCBI's taxonomy places the organism in Eukaryota, Metazoa, Arthropoda, Insecta, Diptera, Tephritidae. The record is from RefSeq and is a predicted model, not a curated record. Gene Ontology annotation, biological process: negative regulation of transcription by RNA polymerase II; anterior/posterior pattern specification. Gene Ontology annotation, molecular function: DNA-binding transcription factor activity, RNA polymerase II-specific; RNA polymerase II cis-regulatory region sequence-specific DNA binding. Gene Ontology annotation, cellular component: nucleus.